AUGGCGUCCGAGCUCCCCGUCGAUCUCCUAGAGGAGAUCUUCCUCCACCUCGACGACGCGGCCGACCUCGCCCGCGCCUCCGCUGCCUGCACUUCCUUCCGCCGCAUCGUCUCCGACCACCGCUUCCUGCGCCGCUUCAUCAGGUCCUCGUCCCUCCACCGCCGCCGCCCGUCCCUAGGGUUACUCGAGAAUCGUGGCGGUGGUGAAAACCGUGAAAUAAUAGCCCCGUUCGCUUGUCUUAAAUUUGGCUUGUUCGGCUUGUUUUUUCAGCCGGAACAGUGUUUUUCUCUCACAACAAUUCAGCCGGAACAGUGUUUUUCAGCCAGUUUCAGCCAAAGUUCAGACGAGCGAACGGGCCUAAUAUUCUACCCUGCACAGUCGCCGCGCCUUGCCGCGUUGGCCGCCGGUGCCUGCGCAGAAGCUGCCGACUUCACCUUCUCCUUCGUCCCUCACCCCAAGUGCUGGCGCGUCCGCGACGCUCGUGACGGCCGCGUCCUCCUCUCCCGGUCCCGGUUCCAAUCUGUUUCGUACGCCCUCCAGGACCUCGUGGUCUGCGACCCCUUGCACCGGCGGCAUGUCCUGAUUCCGCCCAUCCCCGACGAUCUACUAGAUGCGGCGGCCUCCACAGAGCACGGUGGUGACCAGCAGGAACUCGAGUUUGAGCCCUUCCUCGCACCGGCGCCGGAGGCCAACGACAGAGAUGGUCACGAACUGUCGUUCCGGGUGAUGUGCAAUGCUCUGUCCAAAACCAAGGUGGUGGCUUUCGCCUUCUCUUCGGCCGGCAGACAAUGGCGAGCCGUCACAUCUUUUACCAACCCAAUCUAUGUAUGGACGAAGCUGUCUUCAGUGUGGUUUCGCCAGUCUGUGCGCAGCUGCUUCUACUGGACGAAUUCUUAUGAAAAUUUCGUGCUCGUGCUUGACACGUGCGGGACGAUGAGGUUCUCCAUCAUCAUCAUCACUGACAUCCCGCAAACAAGCUACUACGGACACUCUAAAAUCGCUGUGGAGGCAGGGGUAGGCAGGCUUGGUCUGUUACUUGUUGACGACAACAAGUUGGAGCUGUAUAGUAAGGCUUGGCAAGGAAAUAAUGGUGGUGUCUUCGUUCCAGAACCUGCUGAAGAGUGGCGGCACGACAAUACAAUUCCACUGCCAAUUGCCGGUCUAUGGAUCCUCAGUGUUGCAGCAGACGGCUACGCUGUCCUACGAGGGCAUCCAAUGGACCAGGUCGAUCUCUCUGUGCUUGAUCCUAUGAAUCACCCAUCUGAAGCACACUACUUCACCGUGGACCUCAAGACAUUGCUGCUUGAGAAUCUGGGUGUGUUGAAAUAUGGUAGUGUCCCCGAAUUUCUCUAUGCAAGCUUCCCGCCACCGUUUUCACCGCCUACUAUAUGA
Miscanthus lutarioriparius is the source of this 1392-nucleotide messenger RNA. Lineage: Eukaryota; Viridiplantae; Streptophyta; Magnoliopsida; Poales; Poaceae. The record is from the annotation of a GenBank genome assembly.